Molecule: messenger RNA, 1704 nt
Organism: Fusarium musae
Lineage: Eukaryota; Fungi; Ascomycota; Sordariomycetes; Hypocreales; Nectriaceae
Exons: 2
Coding region: 1-1704 (567 amino acids)
Biological process (GO): potassium ion transmembrane transport
Cellular component (GO): plasma membrane
Molecular function (GO): potassium ion transmembrane transporter activity
Source: RefSeq, a predicted model, not a curated record
AUGACUUGCUGCGGGAAUCGAAAGAAGCAGGUCGUGGGGAUUGCUGACCAGAAAUGGGAAUACAUCAAUCUUCGCGACUUCAAGAGCCGUGGAUGCGGAACUGUAUUCGCUUAUAUCUACCUGUGGCUUAUGCUUCUCGUUUCAGUUGCGGUCUACGUUGUUGACAGUUUUACUGCCGUCAACCUACUCGUGUUCGAUCGUUGGUCUUCAAAGAUCGAUCCUGCCAUCUCUUUCGACGUCACGAAAUGGAUCUUCUCUAUUUGCAUUAUUCUCUCAUUCAUCAACCUAGCUUACGAGGGGUUCCGCGCAUUUCGGGUUAUCAGACGAGGCAAUGUAGCGGAAUCCUAUCUUGACAGCCUAGCCGUUCGAUGGGAAUCAAUUCGACUUGGCUCGCAAGGUUGGAAAAGAUUCCUAGUCUUUGCUGAACUCACCAAAAGUAAAGAAGGCGCACAAUAUAUUGCGCUCUUCACAUAUUUCAACUUUCAAGCCUGGAUCCGAGUCAUCAUCUGCUCAGGUCCUCGCCAGGUCCUCAAUGCUUUUACACUCAAGUCAGUGUAUGAGGCACAGUUGACGCCUACAGCAGACAAUGUAGGCGACUCCAUUACUGGAUUCUUCGAGAAGAUCAAGAUUCUUGCCGAAGAAGAUUAUCAACAGGCACUUAUUCUUUCCGGAAUGUGUUUCACUCUGGUUAUCUGGGUGUUUUCUGCGCUUUUCCUUCUCGCUGCCGUUCUGUUUUGGGUAUUCUUUUUAUACCAUUGGAUUCCUGCAGCCGACGGUGGUCUUUCUGGAUACUGUGAGCGGAAGGUCACCAAGGCAUUGAUGAAGAUUGUCACAAAGACGGUCAACAAAGCUCUAGCUAGGGAGGAGGCCAGCCGCUUUAAGGCUGAAAUCAAGGCGGCCAAGAAGAAUGGAGAGAAGCCUCACCUCGACCGAGCUGCCACCUUACCAACUUUGCCAAACGUUGGCCCAGUCACCAAGAUGGAUCACCCACCAAUGCUCAAUCGUAACGACACCAUGAUGACAUUGCCACCUUACACCUCACGCCCCGGUACGCCAGGUGGCAUGGAGAACGCACCCCCAGCUUCAGAACGAACUUUGCCAUCAAGACAGGGCACUACGGCAUCUAUCGCGAGCUACGCAUCCCGAGCCACUUCUAGAUCCGGAGGUGGAUAUGGACGGAUCGCAUCCCCCGUGCCUGAUGUGCCUCCUAUUAACUACCAGGGACAGACUCAACCCCGAUCUACCACUGACAGGCAUGAUAACUUUGGGCCUUAUCCUCCAAAUCAAAUGGCAAUGGACCCAAUGACAACUCUUCCCGGGCGAUUUACAGAGAGUCCUGGUCCAAUAAACUCUGACAUGGCGCCUUUCUUCCCUCCCCCGACUCGCGCCCCCAGCGCUCGCCCUAUGGAUACCUUUUCGCAGCCCAUGGGAACAUUUCCUUCGGCUCAGACACCCCAGUACCAAGCUUACAAUCCUGGAGGUCGCAUGAGCACUACAUCAUCUGUGAACUCUCACCAGGGCGGAGCCGCAAUGCAACGGCCCUUCAAUCCUCCAGUACGAAGUGCUACAGGGCCAAUGCCUUUUCGGGGACCUCCACAAAGGAACUUGACGAACCCAAUGCCGCCUCGCGCAGCAUCUGCAAGACCUGAAAGGGCCCCUCCCUAUAACUAUGAUGUUGAAUCUCAAAGACCAGGUGGUUGGUAA